CUUUGUCUCCCUUCUGUCUUCCUUGCUCUCUUUUCCUUCCUUUCUUUUUUCUCUCUCCCUUUCUCUCUCUCUCUCUCUCUCAUUUACCCUCUGUCUUUUCAUGUCUCCUCUGUUGUCUUCUCUUUGUCUCUUUCUCUCCCUUUUCCUCUUUCCACUCUCUUUCUCUUAUGUCUUCCUCUCUCUCUUUUCAUCUCUCUCUCUCUCUGCCUUCCCUCUUCUCUCUCUCUCUUCCUUACUCUCCUUCUCUUUUCCUUUCUGCUGUCUUUCUCUUUUCCCCACUGUCUUCCUCUCUCUUUUCCUUUCUUUUUUUCCUCCCUCCAUCUCUCCCUUUACCCUCCCCUCUCUUUUUAACUCUCUCUCUCUCUAACCCUCUCUUUUCUCGUUCUCUUCUCUCUCUCUCUCUCUCUCUCACCCAUUUUCUCUUUCCCCUCUCUAUUCCUCUGUCUCUUUUCGGGCUACUUUCUUCUCUACGUCUCUCUCUUGUCGUCUGUCUUUUCUUUUCCUUUUCCUGUUUUUUUUUCUUCUCUUCCCCCUUGUUGUUUCUUUGUCUUUUAUUCUCUCUUUUCCUUUGUCUCUCUCUCCCGCUCCCAGGUUCGCCCCUGUACGGAGGGAGUGAGGCCCUCUGAAGCUGCAGGCUGUUAUCCCCCCAGGCCGUCUUGUCCCUCCAUCAUGGCUCUGGCUCUGUGGUUGCUGUGUACCUGUGCCGUCACCCUCAGUAACAUCGCCCCCUCUGCUCAAGCCUUAAGUCGUUCCAUGAUGCCUUUCGGCUUGAUGAGGAGGGAGCUGGCGUGCGAGGGUUACCCCAUCGAGCUGCGCUGCCCGGGCAGCGACGUCAUCAUGAUCGAGACGGCCAACUACGGACGCACCGACGACAAGAUCUGUGACGCCGACCCUUUCCAGAUGGAGAACGUGCAGUGCUACCUGCCUGAUGCCUUCAAGAUCAUGUCACAGAGGUGUAAUAACCGUACGCAAUGUGUGGUGGUCGCUGGGUCAGACGUGUUUCCCGAUCCUUGUCCAGGAACUUACAAGUACCUGGAAAUUCAGUAUGAGUGUGUGCCAUACAUCUUUGUAUGUCCGGGGACUUUGUUGAGGGUUCAAGCGGCGAGUUCACAGAAGGAGGCGGAGCAUCAGUCGGGGGCGUGGUGCAAGGACCCGCUGCAGUCAGGUGACCGGCUGUACGUCAUGCCGUGGACGCCGUACCGGACGGACAUUCUGUAUGAAUACGCGUCGUGGGACGACUUCACCCAGAACCGCGCCACCACCACCUACAAGCUGCCCAAUCGAGUGGACGGGACGGGCUUCGUGGUGUACGACGGUGCCGUGUUCUACAACAAGGAGCGAACACGAAACAUCGUCAAGUAUGACCUGCGUACACGCAUCAAAAGCGGCGAGGCCAUCAUCGCCAACGCCAACUACCAUGACACCUCGCCCUACCGCUGGGGGGGGAAGUCCGACAUCGACCUGGCCGUGGACGAGAACGGCCUGUGGGUCAUCUACGCCACCGAGAGCAACAACGGCCGCCUGGUGGUCAGUCAGGUGAACCCGUACACAUUGCGUUUCGAGGGCACAUGGGAGACGAGUUUUGACAAGCGGCUGGCGUCCAACGCCUUCAUGGCGUGCGGCGUGCUGUACGCCGUGCGCUCCGUCUACCAGGACGACGACAGCGAGGCGGGCGGGGAUCUGGUGCUGUACGCCUACAACACCAACCGCAACCAAGAGGAGCCCGUGCACAUCAUCUUCCCCAACCCCUACCAAUACAUCUCAUCCAUCGACUACAACCCCCGCGACAACCAGCUCUACGUCUGGAACAACUACAACGUGCUGCGCUACCCGCUGGAGUUCGGCCCGCCAGACCCCACGACAGGACCACUGUUCACCACUCAGAUGUCCAGCACCACGCCUUCCCGGUCGUUCUCGUCCACCUCCAGCCCGUCCACCAUGCGCCCCCUACCUGCCACCUUUCACCCCAUCGGCGCCAUAAACAAAGCUCCCGAACUGCGUCCCAUCACCGCUACAGUCCCCGUGACCCGUCGCCCCCCACGCCCACGUCCACGCCCACCCCAGGAGCCCGAGCUGCAGGAGGGGUGUGACCCAAGCGUAGCGCGAGGCGUCCAGUGGCCCAGCGCGCAGAGGGGCGAGACGGUGGAGCGGCCAUGCCCUAAAGGAUCCCUGGGCAUCGCGUCUUUCCAGUGUCAGUCCUCCCCGGUGCAGUGGAACCUGCGAGGUCCUGACCUCAGUAACUGCACCUCUCCCUGGGUCAACCAGGUGGCCCAAAAGAUAAAGAGUGGCGAGAACGCGGCGAACAUCGCCAGUGAGUUGGUGAAUCACACGCGGAGUCGGAUCCACGCCGGAGACGUCAGCUCGUCUGUCCGUCUCAUCGAGCAGCUGCUGGACAUCCUGGACGCUCAGCUGCAGCCUCUGAGACCCGGAAACAAAGAGUCGGCCACCCGCAACUACAACAAGCUACAAAAGAGGGAGAGGACCUGCCGAGCAUACAUUCAGGCCGUGGUUCAGACAGUAGAUAAUCUGCUGCGUGUGGAGGCUCUGGAUGCCUGGAGAGACAUGAACAGCAGUGAGCAGGCUCACACUGCCACCAUGCUUCUGGACGUGAUGGAGAAAGGAGCUUUCCUGCUCGCCAAUAACAUGUACGACACACACUUCAGUGACCACGCCCCCAACAUUGGUGAGUACACACACACACACACACACACACACACACAAUCCCACGUUCCCCACUGUGUGUGUGUGUGUGUGUGUGUGUGUGUAGAUCUGGAGGUUCACAUAUUGAACACGGAUAUGGAUCCACAGGAUUUGGCUUUCCCUCAAAGGAGCUCUGGUGAAAGCAGCAUCCUUCUGCCAGCCUCCACCGUCAAACAGUACAGCCGCAACGGUCAGGUGAAGGUUGUCUUUUUGCUGUAUAAGAACCUGGGAUCGUUCCUCUCCACCGAGAACGCCACUGUGAAGAUGGAAGUGGAGCCAGGGCCAGGACCUGGACCUGGGGGGCGGAGCUUAGUCGUCAACUCGCACGUCAUCGCCGCGUCCAUCAACAAAGAGUCGAGCCGGGUGUUUCUGACCGUGCCUGUUGUGUUCACCUUGAAGCAUCUGCAGCUGGAGAACCACUUCAGCCCGAACUGUUCGUUCUGGAACUACUCGGAGCGCUCGAUGACGGGUCAGUGGUCGUCUCAGGGCUGCAAGCUGCUGGAUACCAACGGCACACACACCACCUGCUCCUGCUCCCACCUCACCAACUUCGCUGUGCUCAUGGUGCAGCACGAGCCCAGUUACCAGGAUCAGAUGCACGAGGUGCUGCUGGUUGUGAUCACGUGGGUGGGGAUCAUCAUCUCACUGGUGUGUCUGGCCAUCUGCAUCUCCACCUUCUGCUUCCUGAGAGGCCUGCAGACGGACCGCAACACCAUCCACAAGAACCUGUGCAUCAACCUCUUCAUCGCCGAGCUCCUGUUCCUCAUCGGCAUCAACAAGACGCAGUACCAGAUCGCGUGUCCGAUCUUCGCCGGCCUCCUGCACUUCUUCUUCCUGGCUGCGUUCUCGUGGAUGUGCCUGGAAGGCGUGCAGCUCUACCUGAUGCUGGUGGAGGUGUUCGAGAGCGAGUAUUCCCGAAAGAAGUACUACUACCUGUGCGGCUACUGCUUCCCGGCGCUGGUGGUGGGCAUCUCGGCGGCCAUCGACUACCGCAGCUACGGGACCAAGAAAGCGUGCUGGUUGCGGGUUGAUAACUACUUCGUGUGGAGCUUCAUCGGCCCCGUGUCCUUCAUCAUCAUGCUGAACCUGGUGUUCCUGAUGGUCACCCUUCACAAGAUGGUUCGCAACUCGUCCGCCCUCAAACCCGACUCCAGCCGUCUGGACAACAUCAAGUCCUGGGCUCUCGGGGCCGUCACUCUGCUCUUCCUCCUCGGCCUCACCUGGGCUUUCGGCCUUCUCUUCAUCAACGAGAAAACGGUCAUCAUGGCGUACCUGUUCACCACCUUCAACGCCUUCCAGGGCAUGUUCAUCUUCAUCUUCCACUGCGCCCUGCAGAAAAAGGUCCAUAAGGAGUACAGUAAGUGUUUGCGUCACUCGUACUGCUGUGGACGCUCGUCUAACUCCAGCUCUCACGGCUCGCUGAAAAACUCCGCACUGCGCACCAACAACCGCUAUUACACCAGCAGCCAGAGCCGAAUCCGUCGCAUGUGGAACGACACGGUGAGGAAGCAGACCGAGUCGUCCUUCAUGGCAGGAGACAUCAACAGCACUCCCACCCUCAACCGUGCACCCAUGGGAAAUCACCUGUUGGCCAACCCAGUGUUGCAGACACGGACAGGUUCUUCUCCGUACAACACCCUGCUGACUGAGAGCUUCACACCUCCAUCACCUGGAGUCUUUAACUCCACUGGAACCUUCCGUGAUCCAAAGAGCACUCUGGCUAGGAAUCGGGACCACGGCGGAAUGGAGACGCUGCCACUGAACGGCAAUUUCAACAACAGCUACUCUCUGCGUGCCGGAGUUACCGGCCCGGGUGGACAAGGUGGCAGCUGCGACUUCCUCGGAGGCGGGUCCGACGAGAGUCCGCCUCCUCUGCUGAACCCACGCGGUGCGGAGACACUGGGAGGGAUCCGGCGCAACCUGUCUGACGCGGCCGCCUUUGAGAAGAUGAUCAUUUCCGAGCUGGUGCACAACAACCUGCGGCAAGGCGGCGGGGAGAGGAUCGGCGGUACCCUGGUGCGAGGACGUACGACCGGAGUGGGGGUUGGGACAGGGACGGGGACGGGGGCGGUGGCAAGUGCAGGGGCCGGAGUCGAUCGGGUGACUGCUGCGGAACAGGAAGCAGAAGACGAGGGACAGCGGCACCGGACGCCACAAGACGUGGAGCUGCUAUACAAGGCUCUAGAGGAACCGUUGCUCCUGCAGCGCGCCCAGUCAGUUCUCUACCAGAGUGACGCCGAGGAGAGCGAGAGCUACAUGAACGACUCGAACGAGAGCCACGGGCACAGUGCAGCUGCGACGGGCACCGGCACGGGUCCGGACUCGCCCGCCCGGGACUCGCUGUACACCAGCAUCACCAACCUGCGUGACUCACCGUACCCAGACAGCAGCCCCGACGAGCUCUACUACAGCUCGGGCAGACCUGCACUGGGCAGCGCCAUGCACACCUUCUACCCGACGCCCCCAUCGAGGCCCGUAGCCGACACCCAAACCCACGCCCACACCCACAAUCCCCCCGAGCCCCCACACGCUGAAGGGGACGGACAGAUGCAGCUGGUCACCAGCCUGUGACUGCGAGUAAACCCCCCCAGUGUCUCACACCCAUUCCGUUUCUGUUCCUUUCUCUCGGUUUGCUAGUUCGGAAGUGUAAACAGAGAGAAGUCUCAGCUCGGUCUCAGUGGCAGCAGGCUCUAUAAGGCAGCUCCGGAGCAAACCUAGUCCACACACUCCCUCGGUUGAUUCCCAAGUCCAAAGCUCCCUCAGCAACUGAGGAUAUUUUCAACCAUUCCCCAUGGAUUUUAUAGGCGAUACCUCUUCUGUUUUGUUUUUUUUUUGUUGUUGUUGUUUGUUUUUUUUUUUAUCCUUAUCAGUUCCAAAGUGUUUUCUUUUUCUGGUUUUACUCCCAUUUCUUCUCCCUUUCAUCGUUUAUUGAGAGCUGAUACGCCUGGAGAAGGAGGGUUCACCGUUACGCAUCAGCGUGCAAAGAACUCUCUGUCUCGCUCUGAAAGCUCUUCAGUGUUGCCAAAAAUACAUUUUUUGAGCCAGAACACAAACUGGAACGCGCACGCACACACACACACACACACACACACACAGACACACAAGUGCACAAACAUAAGUGCUUGUUACUGAACGUCAGACCGUGAAGAACUGCACUCAUGAAGGCAGCAGCAGGAAGAAGCUGCCCCUGUGGAGUUGCCUUUAUUCCCUUCCCCUGCUCUCGCUCUCUUUCUUUCUUUCUUUCUUUCUUUCUCUCUCUUCGGAUGGACUCUGAUGUACAGGACUCUCAACAAGACUUGACACGGCUGCACCUGGCCACAGGACUCGUUACUGAUGCUCUAUUUAAAAGGAGUUUUUGUGUGUUUCUGAGACCGGCCCCGUGGACAUCGCGGACAGCCCCCCAUUAUCGUUACUGAGGGUUUGGAGAACGUCUUCUUCUUUUUUUUUUUCUUUUUUUUUUCCUUGUUGUUUUUUUUUCAAGGUUUUCCUGGGUGUUCUCCGAGCCUGCUACUAAAAUGCCUGUACAUACGAACCUUGAAAAUCAAUAACACAAAACCUAGCGCCAAUCCUAUUCUGUAAAUAGAGACCAGAUGAACAAAAGCAACAAAAAAAAAAACAAACAAAAAAAAAAAACAACAAAAAAAAAAAGGAUGAACUACUACGAGAGCGACCGAUUUCUUGUACUGGGACGAAAGUAAAAAAAAAAAAAGGAAAAAAAAAAAGAGUGACGCAAAAAUUUAAAUAAAGACUUUUGGGAGUUUGUGAUCUAAAUGACACGGUCAAUCCAUCUCUCCCUCCCUGUUUCGUUCACUCUCUCAGGCUCUCAUUUACCCCUGCCCCAUUGAAUUGUGGGAAAACUGUGUCGACAGUGUGUGUGUGUAUGUGUGAGAGAGAGAGAGAGAGGAAGGAAGAAAGAGAGGGAACGUUUGUGAAGAAACAAGGAAAGUAAAAAAAAACUAGCCCUGGCACAAUUUUUAUGUAUUAUAACCCAUCGUUAACGUUUGACAGGUUUCAUGAUUCGUGCCUCGGGAAAGGGACACGGGGGCAGGGUGGUGUGGGGAGGGGUGGGACUGUGGCUUUAUCGACAGCAGCCAUAAUGUAGUGUUGGUUGUGUCUUGUUAGACUGAUGUAAUAGAUAUCAGAUAACUAGAUUACCGAUACCUAGGACAAAAAAAAAAAAUAUAUAUAUAUAUAUAUAUAUAUAUAUAUCUGAGACGCAAACGAUGGGACGCAAUUCGAUC
Ictalurus furcatus (blue catfish) is the source of this 6941-nucleotide messenger RNA. RefSeq names its product adhesion G protein-coupled receptor L1a (gene adgrl1a). The record is from RefSeq and is a predicted model, not a curated record. Gene Ontology annotation, biological process: heterophilic cell-cell adhesion; cell surface receptor signaling pathway; adenylate cyclase-activating G protein-coupled receptor signaling pathway. Gene Ontology annotation, molecular function: latrotoxin receptor activity; carbohydrate binding; G protein-coupled receptor activity. The transcript is spliced from 24 exons. NCBI's taxonomy places the organism in Eukaryota, Metazoa, Chordata, Actinopteri, Siluriformes, Ictaluridae. The coding region runs from base 670 to 5271 and encodes 1533 amino acids. Gene Ontology annotation, cellular component: presynaptic membrane; postsynaptic density; axon.